Messenger RNA from Prorocentrum cordatum, 918 nucleotides. The record is from the annotation of a GenBank genome assembly. Lineage: Eukaryota; Dinophyceae; Prorocentrales; Prorocentraceae.
GCUCAAGUUUGUUCGUCACCAUGUGCCAGCGCACGCAUGCUCAGGCUCGUCUCGGCGAGCUCCUGCCACACCGCGGCAGACCUGCAGCUGGACGUGGCGCAGGUGCUGCUGCCGCGCGCCGAGCCCACGGCCAUGAGGCACGCCGUGCUGGCCUGCGUUGCCAAUGUGAUCAUCAGCGUAGGGUCCACGAUUCUCUUCAUACGUGAAAUAUCAGUCUGGAGGGCGCCCCACUCUUCACGAACCAGCUCAACACCGGGAUGCAGGCGUGCGUGUGCGGCCUGGCCCUGUGCGUGCUUCACGGCGUCGGCCGCCCGCGAGGCCGCGACGAGGUGCGGAUCCCGGUUCGAACGUGGGCGGAGCUGGCGCUGCUCUUCACGCUGCAGAACCUGCUGGAGGUCGCCUCCAUCGACGGGCUCGGCGCCCAGAACGGCCCGCUCGUCCCGGUGCUCUAUCCGAGGGGGAGCCGUGGUGCCGAUGACCCUCGUGGCGUCGAGCGCGCUGCUGGGCCACAGCUACGCGCUGGCCCACUGGGCGGCCGCCGCCGUGGUGCUGGCGGGCAUCUGCCUCGCGUACCUGCCCAACUGCUCCUCCCUGGCCCUGGGCACGAGGCAGGCGGGCGCGUCUGGGGCUCGUCCUUGCGUUCCCCAGUGCUUGGCGAAUGUGCGGUGCGAGGCGCUCCUCUCGCAGUGGUCCUCCUCGCGGGACGGCCCCAGGCUGGUGCUGCAGAUGGGCUUCUUCACCGCGCUGUUCUCCGUCUCGAAGCCUGCCCGCGGGCCUGCUGCUCUGCGCCUGCCGCGGGCGGGGCCCGGGGGCCCUGGUCGCCGACUAUGCCGCAAGGCCGCCGCCCUGCUCGUCGGGGCCGCCGGCGCCGGCCCCGCGUGGCCGGCGGCCGCCGCGUUCGCGAGCCUGGCCGGCUGA